AUGGCUAGAAAAUUUGUUGUUGUGGCCGGUGUCCGUGCAGAGGAAGUAGUGAUAAAGAAUCAAACAAGAAAAAGCGCCGAGAUGACUGUGGCGACUGCGAUUUCACCGGUUGUUGUUGUGGUGAUGGAGGCGGAGAUGGAGAUGGAGAUGGAGAUGGAGGCGGAGAUGGAGGCGGAGGCGGAGAUGGAGGCGGAGGUGGAGGAGGAGAUGGAGGCGGAGGCGGAGGUUGAGGAGGUGGAGGUGGUGGAGGAUGUGGAGGCGGAGGUGGAAGUUGAGAUUGUUUAG
This is a messenger RNA of Prunus armeniaca (apricot), 285 nucleotides long. Lineage: Eukaryota; Viridiplantae; Streptophyta; Magnoliopsida; Rosales; Rosaceae. The record is from the annotation of a GenBank genome assembly.